AUGCAGGUCAUCCAGUUUACGGUGGUGCUGUGCGCACUGGUAGCGACGGGCAUCGCGCAGACACAAACUGAGCGGCCCCAAGUGUCGGACACUGCCCUUGAGGAGGCCCUGAACGACAAACGUUUCAUUCAGAGACAGCUGAAGUGCGCGCUCGGGGAGGCGCCUUGUGAUCCAAUCGGGAAACGCCUCAAAACCCUGGCACCUCUAGUACUGCGAGGCGCCUGUCCACAGUGCACCCCGCAAGAGACGAAACAAAUUCAGCGCACGUUGGCUUACGUGCAAAGAAACUUCCCGCAACAGUGGGCCAAGAUCGUGCGUCAGUAUUCCGGC
Messenger RNA from Iphiclides podalirius (scarce swallowtail), 330 nucleotides. NCBI's taxonomy places the organism in Eukaryota, Metazoa, Arthropoda, Insecta, Lepidoptera, Papilionidae. The record is from the annotation of a GenBank genome assembly.